Westerdykella ornata is the source of this 2281-nucleotide messenger RNA. Its product is annotated as MFS general substrate transporter. Gene Ontology annotation, molecular function: transmembrane transporter activity. The transcript is spliced from 2 exons. Bases 351 to 1994 code for a protein of 547 amino acids. Gene Ontology annotation, biological process: transmembrane transport. The record is from RefSeq and is a predicted model, not a curated record. Lineage: Eukaryota; Fungi; Ascomycota; Dothideomycetes; Pleosporales; Sporormiaceae.
UGCCAACGUCGAAGCUUUUCGAGUCAAGUCCAGCCUCGUUUUGGCCAGAGCCGGGCCUGGGCAAGGCUGCCGGAUUGCCGAGUCCAACAGAAGGAUGAAGCCAGAAGCCUAGGGUAGGACGAGGAUAUAUAACAGCCCGGGGCCCCGGAAGAGGAGGGGAAUAUGGGGAAAAUUUUGUUCGUCUUCGGUUUCUACAGUGUACAGUUCUUUUUGAACCUUCUUCGGCAGCUGUAACCAACUUUGAAGGAGUUAUUGGAGAGGCACGUUGAAGAGAGAGGAUUGAGCUGCCGAGGUCAAAGGCUACCACGGAACUUUGACUACCAGAGCCUUCUGUGAUCCACCACCUCACCAUGGCAACUCCGGGCACUUUCUCCAACCCCCCGCGCGAGGACUUGGACUUGGACGAGAAGGCGCGCGAAGCAUACGAACAAGGACAUGAUGUCGACUUCACGGACCCUAAUGCUCACACCUCUGUGGCCCAGGAUGUUGAUCUGGAGAAGGGCGUCCCAAGCAAAGUCGGCUCGACGAACAGCGACGAGCGGACCUUGAAUGGAGAUGCACAUGCUGGAGAGGGCGAGGUACCAGAAGAGAUAGAUCCAAACAUCGUCGACUGGGAUGGCCCCGAUGACCCAGAGAAUCCGCAAAACUGGCCCGAGAGGAAGAAGUGGAGCAUGAUCGCUGCCCUGGCUGCUGUCACGCUCGUCACUCCUCUUGGAUCAUCCUUUUUCGCACCCGGCGUCCCACAUGUCAUGGCUGCCUUCCAUGAAACCUCGAACCUCAUGGCCUCCUGGGUCGUCUCCAUCUACGUCCUGGGCUUCGCUAUAGGGCCCCUAAUCAUCGCUCCACUCUCCGAACUCUACGGCCGCUUCUGGAUCUACAACAUUUGCAACGUCGUCUUUGUCCUCUUCACCCUUGCCUGUGGCUUGAGCACAAGCAUGGGCAUGCUGACGGCCUUCCGCUUUCUUGCAGGUUGCUCGGGCGCCGCCCCCUUGACCCUUGGUGGCGGCACCAUAGCAGACAUGUUCCCCCGCGAGAAGCGUGCGGGUGCAAUGGCCAUCUGGGGCAUGGGACCGCUCAUCGGACCCGUCGUCGGUCCCGUAGCCGCAGGCUUUCUCGUCGACGCAAAAGGCUGGCGUUGGGUCUUCUACGUGCUGGCCAUCUGCUCCGGCGCCUUCUCCCUCCUCCUCCUCACCUUCAGCCGCGAGACCUAUGCUCCCACCCUGCUCGAACGCAAGGCCGCUCGCCUCCGAAAGGAAACGGGCAACCCCCACCUGCGCUCCAAAAUGGCGCUCGACAUUCCUCCCCGCGAAGUCUUCAUCCGCGCCAUCGUCCGCCCCAUGAAGAUGCUCUUCUUCUCCCCCAUCGUGCUCCUCAUGUCCCUCUACGUCGCCGUCAACUACGGCGUCCUCUACCUCCUCUUCACCACCAUCACCUUUGUCUUCCAGAAGCAAUACCGCUUCUCCUCGUCCAUGGUCGGCCUCUCCUUCCUCGGCUCGGGCAUCGGCAUGCUCGCCGGCAUGGUGGUCCUGGGCAUCCUCUCGGACAAGAUCAUCCAGAAGAAGAUCGCCAAAGGCCAAGUCAAGCCCGAACACCGUCUCCCCAUCAUCCUCACCCUGCCCGGCGGCGUCGCAUUACCGAUUGGCAUCUUCAUCUACGGCUGGACCGCCUACUACAAGGUGCACUGGAUCGUGCCCAUCAUCGGGACGGCCUUUGUCGGCCUGGGCAACCUGACGAGCAUGAUGACGAUCCAGACGUAUCUCGUCGAUGCCUUUACGAUCCACGCGGCGAGCGCCAUUGCCGCGAAUACGGUCCUGAGGAGUGUGUUUGGAGCCGUGCUGCCUCUCUGCGGACUCAGCAUGUACGAUUCGCUGGGGCUGGGCUGGGGGAACAGUCUACUGGGCUUCAUUGCGUUGGCGUUGAUUCCGGUGCCCGUCCUGUUCCGCAUGUAUGGGGAGAGGAUCCGGACGAAUCCGCGGUUCCAGGUCAAGUUGUAGGAAAGUUCACGUUCAUACGCACACAGGGUUUCCUCUUACAUUUCUUUUGACGGGUACAUGCAUAGGCAUUAGCAGGCGUUGGCUAUGGGCACGGAGACUGUGAUAUUAUUUGUGCCACGCUCCUCUUGUACAAGAUGGUGUAACUUAUGACGUGUGUAUAUACCCCUUGCCUCGUUUAUUCAAUUCUUAAACAUUUGUCUUUAUAAUCUCAUCGUGUAUCCUCUUUCUAGGCAGGGAAAGACCUUCCAGCAUCACACAUCUGAUGCAUCACGUCACUAGUGAAGGAA